GCGGUGCAGGUCCCCGCGCUGCCGAGCCGAGCCGAGCCGAGCGAGGUGGCCGCCGCUGGAGGGCCGGGAGCCGGGCCGGGAGCGGGCUGGCGGCAGACAGCCUGUCCAGCGAUGAGGCAGUGCACCUAAGGCCCGGCCACCACAGGGAUGGAGCUGAAGGUCUGGGUGGACGGGAUCCAGAGGGUCGUCUGCGGUGUCUCGGAGCAAACCACCUGCCAAGAGGUGGUCAUUGCCUUGGCACGGGCCAUUGGUCAGACAGGCCGCUACGUGCUGGUGCAGAAGCUGCGGGAGAAGGAGCAUCAGCUGCUGCCGCUGGAGUGUCCCCUGGAAGCGCUGGCCAAGUGCGGGCAGUAUGCCAACGAUGUGCAGUUCAUCCUGCGGCGGACGGGCCCCAGCGUGGCCGAGCGGCCCUCCUCCGAGGGCGCUCCCCUGGCACCCGAGAGGACGUUUAUCCGGGCCAGCUUGCCCAUCAAGCCUAGGCCCGUGGGUGCGGAUGUGCCCCGCUUCCGGGAGCCAAAAAAAUCCAUGACUUUCAACUUGGGUCCUACAGGCUCCGGCGACCCCUUUGCCGUGAGCCGCUGGAGACACCAAGCACGGGAAGGGAUGGACCUGGAGGGAGGUGGGGUUGUCCAGCCCUCCAAGGAGGAGCUGUUCAGGAGGGUGCUGCAGCAGCAGGAGCAGCUGCAUUCCUUGGAGGCCCACGGGGACACUCUGGAGAUGGACCUACGGCUCUGGGAGCGCGGGCGGCUCGCUGGGCAGGAGGAUGAGAUCCUCUACCUGGAGCACCUGGUGCGGCGGAAUGAGACGGAGCUGGGCGAGGAGGAGUUCUGGCAGAGCGAGCUCCGGCUGGAGAAGGAAUGCGAGCGGGAGCGGCAGGAGCGGGUCCGGAGCCUGCGGGCCAGCCUGGAGGAGUACACACAGAGAAUCUACGAGCUGAGCGCCCGGACUGAAGCCCUGCAGGAGGAGAUCCAGUGGGAGCUGGCUGAGAGGGCCAAGAGGGGGAAAGAGACCCCUGUACCCAGCCCCACAGAUCUGGAGGACAUGGCCACCAAGAUGAAAAGGGACCUGGAGGCCAAGGUCAAGCAAGGCACACAGCUGGAGAGCAACCUGGCCAGUGUGGAAAAGGCCCUGGAGGAAGCCGAAAGGAACCUUCAGGCACAGACCCAAGAGCUGGAGGAGUUAAAUAAGGAGCUGAGACAGUGUAAUUUGCAGCAGUUUAUUCAGCAGACGGGGGCCACGGUGACUGUCAGGUCCGAGGAGGACGCGCAGCUGGAGCUGAGCCCACGUGAGCUGCCAGCCUGCCCAAGAGACGGAGUUGUAUCAGCCAGGCAGAGCAUGUGGAGGUAGAGGCCAGCCGAGGAUCGAUUGCCUUGCAAGCGUAACUGUAUAAAUGAACCAUAUUAUAUAUAUUAUUUUUUUUACUGCUUUAUAUAGUGAAUGGAUGUGGACGGCCAGACAGAGUAUUUUUACAGACUGUAAAAUAAAACCAGAGAAAAGGACAUGGAGCGACCUUUAUUCCUUGGGGAUGGACAUGACUCCCUUUGUCUGCUUUUUUCAAGCCCUUUCUCCAUGGAGCAGUGCUCGGCAGUGCUCCCAUCCUGGGCAGCCUCUGGAGGAGCCCCAGCCUGCUCUGGGAUGAGCCCUCGCUCCUGUGAGGGGAGCAAAGCUGCGCUGGAGACCUGCCUGGAUGCAGCCAGUCAACGGGUUUUCCAUCACUGAGUGACAGCCAGUGGGGCCGUGGCCCACGGCCUCUUUGCCGGCUCCAGGGAAGGCACGAGAGCAGCUUUAAGACAUGUUUUUCCUCCCCUCAUUUGUUUUUAUUAUUAGAAGAAGCGUGGAGCAGAAGCCCCCCUUCCACCGUGCCACAGACCAGACCACACACCGGGAGUCUGUUUUUAUUAAAUGUGAUGAAUUUCUCAACUUGUUUUUAAACUAAGAAUAAAUGGCAGCCCGUGCCCUGUCCAGGGGCAGUGGGGAGCAGAGCUCAAAUGCUCUUGGGAACAUUUCACUGAUUCUUUGUUUAGCCGAUGGCCAGUAGUUGUUCUCUGUUUCUGUUCAUCUGUCCCAGUGGGUCGCCUUGUAUUUUAAUUGUGAAACCAAAGUGGUUUGGGGAGGGGAGGGGUUUGUCCAGGAGGUCCCUGAGCUCAUUUUCAAUGCAUCGUAUGCAAAAAAAAGAACUGACUUGGGCAGUGGGUUUGCUGUAAAACCCCCCCUUUCCCCUCUGAAUGUAACCUCCACGUGCCACGGGUUUGGUUUUCAAUAAACCUUUGGAAAAGGAUUUGAGCAAAGCGAGCAUCAGCGUGCUGGUGUGGCCUAGGGCCGAUGGCCUGUGGGCAUGUGGCCACUCUUUCGUUCCCAAACCCUUUCUUUCAAUGUGUGCAAUUCAAGCUCUAUUUUUUUUUGACCGAACCCAUCAUAUGCACAUGCUGCUCCUUGUGGGUUUUUUGAAGUCACAAGUUGCU
Molecule: messenger RNA, 2462 nt
Organism: Colius striatus (speckled mousebird)
Lineage: Eukaryota; Metazoa; Chordata; Aves; Coliiformes; Coliidae
Gene: RASSF7
Product: Ras association domain family member 7
Exons: 5
Coding region: 148-1347 (399 amino acids)
Biological process (GO): signal transduction
Source: RefSeq, a predicted model, not a curated record